Molecule: messenger RNA, 4033 nt
Organism: Nerophis ophidion (straightnose pipefish)
Lineage: Eukaryota; Metazoa; Chordata; Actinopteri; Syngnathiformes; Syngnathidae
Gene: mthfr
Product: methylenetetrahydrofolate reductase (NAD(P)H)
Exons: 12
Coding region: 152-2125 (657 amino acids)
Biological process (GO): tetrahydrofolate interconversion
Cellular component (GO): cytosol
Molecular function (GO): methylenetetrahydrofolate reductase [NAD(P)H] activity; FAD binding
Source: RefSeq, a predicted model, not a curated record
UUCAGGGAUCCCGGCUACACAAAGACAGCCGCCUGGGAAAAGUGUGAGAAGUCAAUGUUUGUGUGUCAUGUGACUCGGAGUUGACGUCUAGCUGCUUUGCUCGUGCUCGUCUGUGCUCGCCAGUCCACCUGCUGGAGAUCAAUUGUCCGUCAUGGUCAACCAAGUUCAGCGAGCCGACGGCAGCUGGCAGUCGUGCAAGAGUGACUCCAGCGGGGCGGGCACCAGCGGCGGCGAGAGUUCCAAGGAAAGUUCUCGCUGUUCCACGCCGGUGCUGGACGCCGACCGUUCGGACCGGCUUCGGGACAAGAUGAGGAGGAGGACGGAGUCCGGGGACCACUGGUUCUCCCUGGAAUUCUUCCCUCCGAGAACGGCCAGCGGCGCUGUCAAUCUCAUAUCCAGGUUUGACCGUAUGGGCUCCGGGGGGCCGCUCUUCAUCGACAUUACCUGGCAUCCGGCGGGAGACCCGGGUUCGGACAAGGAAACGUCCUCCAUGAUGAUCGCCAGCACGGCGGUCAACUACUGCGGCCUGGAGAGCAUCCUGCACCUCACCUGCUGCAACCAGACCAGCCAGAAGAUCUCCGGCUACCUGGCCAAGGCCAAGCACCUGGGCCUGAAAAACAUCAUGGCGCUGAGAGGAGACCCUGUGGGCACGGACUGGGAGGAGGAGGAAGGAUGCUUCAACUACGCCAUAGACCUGGUCAAACACAUCCGCUCCCAGUUUGACGACUACUUUGACAUCUGCGUGGCAGGCUACCCCACUGGACACCCUGAGGCGGGGAGCUACCAGGAGGAUCUGCAACACCUGAAGGAGAAGGUGGACGCAGGAGCCAACUUUGUCAUCACGCAACUUUUCUUCCGGGCCGAAACUUAUCUGAAAUUCCUCGACGACUGUCGGGCGCUGGGGAUCACCUGUCCCAUUCUGCCCGGGAUCUUCCCCAUCCAGGGCUACCAGUCCCUGCGUCAGCUGGUCAAGUUGUCCAAGCUGGAGGUGCCGGAGGAGAUCACCAAAGUCAUCGAGCCCAUCAAGGACAACGACGCGGCCAUCCGUAACUACGGCAUCCAGCAGGCGGUGGAGAUGUGCCGAGUGCUGCUGCAGAGCGGCAAGGUGCCCGGUCUGCACUUCUACACCCUGAACAGGGAGGUGGCCACCAUGGAAGUCCUCAGGCAGCUGGGACUGUGGAUAGAAGACCCCAGGCGACCUCUUCCCUGGGCGGUGAGCGCACACCCCAAGAGGAAGGUGGAGGAUGUGCGACCCAUCUUCUGGGCAUCCAGACCCAAGAGCUACAUCUACAGAACCCAGGACUGGGACGAGUUCCCUAACGGCAGAUGGGGGAACUCUUCGUCCCCGGCCUUUGGGGAGUUAAACGACUACUACUUAUUCUACUUGAAGAGCAAGUCGUCCAAAGAGGCCCUGCUGCAGAUGUGGGGCGAGGAGCUGAAGAACGAGCAAAGCGUGUUUGAGGUCUUCACCGGCUACCUCACAGGCCAGCCCAACCUCAAAGGACACAAGGUCAUGUGUUUGCCGUGGAACGACGAGCCUCUGGCCCAAGAAACCAACCUGCUGAAGGAGGAGCUGGAGAAGGUGAACAGACGAGGCGUCCUCACCAUCAACUCCCAGCCCCGGAUCAACGGCAAACCCUCCACCGACCCCAUAGUGGGCUGGGGACCUCCCGGAGGUUACGUCUUCCAGAAAGCCUACCUGGAGUUCUUCACCUCCAGUGAAAAUGUGGACGCGCUCCUCAAAGUUCUCAAGAAGUACGAACCCCGUGUCAACUACCACAUUGUCAACGUGCACGGCCACACCCUCACCAACGCCCCCGACAUGCAGCCUAACGCCGUGACCUGGGGCAUCUUCCCGGGCAGGGAGAUAGUCCAGCCCACCAUCGUGGACCCGGUCAGCUUCAUGUUCUGGAAGGACGAAGCCUUCGGCCUGUGGAUGGAGCAGUGGGCCAAACUGUACGAGGACGAGUCUCCUUCCCGCAUGAUCAUCAAGUACAUCCACGACAACUACUUCCUGGUCAACCUGGUGGACAACGACUUCCCGCUGGACAACUGCUUGUGGCAGCUGAUCGACGACAUGUUCCAGCAGCUGGACGCUUCCUCUCAGCCGCCGCUCCUCCCGUAAACGUGAGCAGGACAUCUUUUCAAAUGGUUCUUUUUCCUCUUUCUUGCUUUUAACUGCACAUUUCAGACGGAUUUUCUAGUGUAUUUUUUUAAAUACUGCCCUAAAGCCUGAUCCAAGAAGGUAUUUUGAUGCCACGCCCCCUAGGAAGAAGACUCACUCCACUUCCAUGUGGCUAUAAAAGUGUUGCAAGUGCAGCUCUGCAUAACCGUGCUGAUGAGCAUGAAACACCAAUCGACAGCAGGACUACAGUCCACCCCCCCACACCUCUCACAUUCAGGCCUGGUCUGAAUGCUACACAUGCUACACGACCCCUUGAAAGUACUUGAAAUAAAUGUCAGGGGGUCCCCAUCCAAUAUUGAUAGGGAAUAUCGUUUCGGACGAUAUCAACUUGCAUUUAAAAUCUCCGAUACGAGCGAUCCUGCAGCGUUUUUAUGUUUACAUUUAAAUGUCUUUCAAUGAGCACACCAUUUCUUCAAUUUUAUGCAAGUCAUUUACAAAAGGUAAACAUGGUAGGCUGUAGGCUACUAGGAGCUAGCAGCUACACAACAGCCAAGCACACGUCAAUAAUGGAACAGUAUUGCAGUCUAAAACAGUACAUUUGUCAAGAGAAACAAGUUUCAAAUAAUCAUAGACUUACACAGGCAGUAUUAGACAGUAUCGUGUCCGCAUCAUUCAAGUUACUGCACCAUGAACUCCAUGUUGCCAAAAAUAAUGACUGCUUUACUUCAACUUAAAACCAACAAAAGUUUAGAUUAUUGUUUUUCACAUUGUUCUUUGUGGUCAGUUCCCUUGAUCAAACCUUUUCUAAUUUUCUGGAAUAAAUGCACAGCAUUUAUUUAUAUGACACAAUCCAAACAACCUUCCCUAGUCAUGGUGCAAGAAAAAAACAUGCAAUUAACAUAAAGGUCAACACAACACAAGCUGCUCACUAUAAAACAAAUGUAACUUACACACAUUUGAAUCCAUUAGAGUGCAUGAUGGGAAAAAUGUCAAACUCUCUCCACACUUAUUCAUGUUUAAUGCAUUUAGCUGCUUGAACAUGAAUAAGUGUGGAGAGAGUUUGACAUGUUUCCCAUCAUGCACUCUAAUGGAUUUAAAUGGGUGUAAGUUACAUUUUUUAUAGUGAACAGGUUGUGUUGUGUUGACCUUUAUAUUAAGUCGCAUUUUUUUUUCUUGCACCAUGACUAGGGAAGGUUGUUUGGAUUGUGUCGUAUAAGUAAAUGCUGUGCAUUUAUUCCAAGUACUUUCAAGGAGUACUUGAAGCUGCUUUAAGGAGUCCCAAAAGUCAAACACACAUCUUAGUAUGAAUUAUAGAUCUAUGAUAUGAUGUAGUAUGUACACACAACAUCAACCUUACAUGUUUUCGGCCCCCGGCCAAAUUCUUUUAGUUUUUUUUAGUCACAGAAGUUUUAUAGUGCAUCAAUUUGCCUGAAAUGUUAAAAAGACAAGAAGCCUUAAAUAAACUGUAAACAUUUUUUGACCGACUUGAAUCAUUUGAGAGUGAAGAAUCAAGUGAAGAAAACAUUCAUAUUGAUCCCAAUAUAUCAGACCAUUUGUGCAGAUUAUCCAUCAACGGUGUUAAAUGUUGAAGUCCUGGCCACACUCGGCAUGUUGGCAAGCAUGAUACUGAUAAAGCUUGUUCCCUGGGGUCAAACUAAAGGAUUGAAGUCAACUUUUUAUUAUUUUUUACAAACAUUAUUUAUUUGUGCUGUCCGGUCACAAUCAAUGGCUCUCUUUCAUUUUUGUGUUGAAUGUCUUUUCAUGAAGGAGCGCCUUUAAACAAGGAUGGAGGGAAAACACUAAGUUGGGGCCCUCAGCAAAAUGUUUUGGAGGGGCCAAAUGUUCUUACAUUUUUGUAUUCAUGUGAAAAGAUGAUUGGAAUAAAACAUGAUGUGGGCGGAACUCAAA